AUGAAGCAAAAUACAUCCGGAGGAGGCGACGAGGGCAUCCAAAUCCGACGGAAAACGUCGUCGCGGGGCCACCACAAGUUUGUUGGAGUCCGCCAACGGCCCUCUGGGCGGUGGGUGGCUGAGAUCAAAGACUCCUUGCAAAAGGUUAGGUUAUGGCUUGGGACAUUCGACUCUGCUGAGGAUGCGGCCAGAGCUUAUGACAAGGCAGCUCGACAGUUGAGAGGAGCAAAUGCCCGCACCAACUUCGAGCUGCCCCAGUCAGGCCCUGGCUCCGCAUUUCCAGAGAAUGCAGAGCCAUUCUCCUUUGAUGCCAUGUGUAGCACUGGCGAGACCGACAGUCUUGCUAGUGCCCUGAUUGCGAAAUUAUUCAAUAAGAAAAGCUCCCGCGUGCUAAUCCAAGGCCACGCGUCCUUUGCCUCGAAAGGAGAUCAACGGGCCCCACAUAGUCAAACAAUGAAAACUGCUGCCAAGCAUCAUAUUCUCGAUAAAUUACACGUCAGUGGCAUGGUUGUCAAUAAAAACAACGUUGUUACGAACGAGGAGACUAGCUCGGUGGGCCUGGAUUCGAGCCUCGAGUGGCUCGGUGAGCCUGAAUUAGGUUGGGAACCACAUAUGAUGUGCCAAGUUGAUGAGAAUCCAUUCAUGGAUUUGGCGUUCAAUUGCAAUCCUCUUAGUGAAGUGUUAGCAAUUAACAAUAAAGGAAGGAAGGAUGUGCAAGUCGAUGCUGCGUCGAGUAAUUGGGACCCACUUCCACCUUUAGAGGGCAGAUAUGGGUAUCAAGAUAGUAAUAAUUGGGUUUCAAGUAAUAUUGGGUGGGAAUCUGAGCUUAGUUAUGUUGUACCUUCUGUACUAAGUUAA
Molecule: messenger RNA, 858 nt
Organism: Salvia splendens (bonfire salvia)
Lineage: Eukaryota; Viridiplantae; Streptophyta; Magnoliopsida; Lamiales; Lamiaceae
Product: ethylene-responsive transcription factor ESR1
Exons: 1
Coding region: 1-858 (285 amino acids)
Biological process (GO): regulation of DNA-templated transcription
Molecular function (GO): DNA binding; DNA-binding transcription factor activity
Source: RefSeq, a predicted model, not a curated record